Molecule: messenger RNA, 2249 nt
Organism: Eubalaena glacialis (North Atlantic right whale)
Lineage: Eukaryota; Metazoa; Chordata; Mammalia; Artiodactyla; Balaenidae
Product: proton-coupled amino acid transporter 1
Exons: 11
Coding region: 97-1527 (476 amino acids)
Biological process (GO): proton transmembrane transport; glycine transport; L-alanine transport
Cellular component (GO): vacuolar membrane
Molecular function (GO): L-alanine transmembrane transporter activity; amino acid:proton symporter activity; glycine transmembrane transporter activity
Source: RefSeq, a predicted model, not a curated record
GGGUGGGGAUGGCUAGGGCUCCAAGCUGAGGCAGGGAGUGGUGGGCUGCUGCGCUGAAGCUGGAGCCAGAGCCGGUGUCGGAACCCGAGCGUUACCAUGUCCACGCAGAGACUUCGGAACGAGGACUACCAUGACUACAGCUCCACCGACGUGAGCCCGGAGGAGAGUCCGUCCGAAGGCCUGAACAACUUCUCUUCCUCGGGAUCCUACCAGCGGUUCGGGGAAAGCAACAGCACAACGUGGUUCCAGACCCUGAUCCACCUAUUAAAAGGCAACAUUGGCACAGGACUCCUGGGGCUGCCUCUGGCCGUGAGAAAUGCAGGCAUCUUGAUGGGUCCCAUCAGCCUGCUGGUGAUAGGCCUCGUGGCUGUGCACUGCAUGGGUAUCCUGGUGAAGUGCGCUCACCACUUCUGCCACAGACUGAACAAGCCCUUUGUGGACUAUGGGGAUACGGUGAUGUACGGCCUGGAAGCCAGCCCCAUCUCCUGGCUCCGGAACAAUGCCCACUGGGGAAGGCACACUGUGGACUUCUUCCUAAUCGUCACGCAGCUGGGAUUCUGCUGUGUCUAUUUUGUCUUUCUGGCUGACAACUUCAAACAGGUGAUAGAAGCAGCCAAUGGGACCACCACCAACUGCCACAACAACGAGACGGUGAUCCCGACGCCCACCAUGGACUCGAGACUCUACAUGCUCGCCUUCCUGCCCUUCCUGGUGCUUCUGGUGUUCGUCAGAAACCUCCGAGCCCUGUCCAUCUUCUCCCUGUUGGCCAACAUCACCAUGGUGGUCAGCCUAGUUAUGAUCUACCAGUUCAUUGUUCAGGAUAUCCCAGACCCCAGUUUACUCCCCUUGGUGGCAUCCUGGCGGACCUACCCUCUGUUCUUUGGCACGGCCGUUUUUGCAUUUGAAGGCAUCGGGAUGGUUCUGCCCCUUGAAAACAAAAUGAAGGAUCCCGGGAAGUUUUCGCUCAUCCUCUAUGUGGGAAUGGCUAUCGUCACUGUCCUCUACAUCAGCCUGGGGAGUCUGGGGUACCUGAAAUUUGGAACUAAGAUCCAAGGGAGCAUAACCCUCAACCUGCCCAACUGUUGGCUGUACCAGUCAGUUAAGCUGCUCUAUUCCAUCGGCAUCUUCUUCACCUACGCCCUCCAGUUCUACGUCCCGGCCGAGAUCAUCAUCCCCUUCUUCGUGGCCCGUGCGCCUGAGCAUUGGGAGCUGGUGGUAGACCUAUCCGUGCGCACCAUGCUGGUCUGCCUGACAUGCGUCUUGGCCAUCCUCAUCCCCCGCCUGGACCUGGUCAUCUCCCUGGUGGGCUCCGUGAGCAGCAGUGCGCUGGCCCUCAUCAUCCCGCCCCUCCUGGAGAUCGCCACCUACCACUCAGAGGGCAUGAGCCCCGUCACCAUCGUCAAGGACGCCCUGAUCAGCCUCCUGGGCUUCGUGGGCUUUGUGGUGGGGACGUAUGUGACCCUCUACGAGCUGAUCCAGCCCAGCAGCACUCCCAUCUUAGUCAACUCCACCAGUGCCUUUGUAUAGUGGGCUGGGUGCGUUCCCUGCACCGGCCCACUCCGCCCUGUAUGUUCCCCAGCACCUGGCCCCAGAGCCUCAGGUAGGGUCCGGGCUCUGGGGAAAGGCAAGGUUGCCAUCCACGUACCCUUACCUGGCACCUGGGUUCCCUGAGCCAGGUAGGGAUGAGGGCAAGGUAGAGGGUGGGCAGCAGAUAUGCAGGAGGUACCUCUAGGGGCAGUGCCAUCUCUGUUCAUUUGUACUUAUUUUAACCCGGAACUUUUCAACUCUUUUCCCUGAUCACGCCUCCUCCCUUACUGCCUGCCCUUCUCCUUCUGACCCACCUCAUCCAAAUUAUUCCUGUUGCACAGCUCACUUUAUUUAAAAAUUUUAGUGUCUCUCACCUCAUGUUUUCUCCUUGCCCGGGCCAGGCCUAGAUGAAGUCAGUGGGAAUGCCCUUCUUUAUGCCCUUGCCGGGCCCAUCUCUUAUCUCUCUCCCAAAUAUUUUACCUCAAUAUUCUCCUACCUGUUCAAGUCUCCACCUCGUAGUGGAGCCUACCUAGUAGUUUAAAACCAGCUGCCCAAAGCUGGAGUUUUUAGCCUUCACUGUCUCUGGCGUUCUGUCAUCCUCCGCGACACCUCCUCUUCUCCGGUUUCCUCGUGUGGGUCACGGUACUGUUAUUAUCUUAGUUGCUGGAACUCCUGGAAGGUAUCAAGUGCUGCCAAAAUUGAAAAUAUUUAUAUUUUAUUUA